Messenger RNA from Arabidopsis lyrata subsp. lyrata, 1802 nucleotides. Its product is annotated as putative F-box protein At1g57580. NCBI's taxonomy places the organism in Eukaryota, Viridiplantae, Streptophyta, Magnoliopsida, Brassicales, Brassicaceae. Gene Ontology annotation, molecular function: protein binding. The transcript has a single exon. The record is from RefSeq and is a predicted model, not a curated record. Bases 137 to 1447 code for a protein of 436 amino acids.
UUAUUGAUGUUUACAAAUUAAACUACUAUGUCUUAUAAAUUAAAUGCCUUCAUUGAAGCCUAGCAUCAGAAACGAUAAAUCGGAAAACAAUAGUAAUCAAGAAAAAGUAAGCCAAAAACCCUAAUUUUCUCCGAUCAUGGAAAGCUUACCUUUGCAUCUCCUCAACGAGAUUCUCUUCAGAGCAGAUCUCACAUCUUUGGCGAUGAUGCGAUGCACAAAUAGAUCUCUCCAGACACAUAUAUCCGAGGACCAGUAUUUGAAAUCCGAAUUCUUAUCUCGGUUCAGAUCUGGUUUGCUUCACAUCUCCACCUAUGGCUCUAAGUCGCUUCGCUAUUACUCUUUGGGAGAUACUAGGUCACCGAGAACCAAAACUAUCUUAACGGAGUGUCGGGUUCUAGGUUCUUGCUCUGGCCUUCUUCUACUCUCUCUUAAUUAUGGUCUCUGCGUCGCAAAUCCCCUUACAAAAAAGUUUCGAUUCUUGAAUAAACCUGGGUCAAGGUGUUUGCCUAAUAGUCUACCAGUGGUUCUUGGGCACGAAACGAAGUACAUCGGGUUCGCGGUUUAUGAAAUUGAUCGAACCACCCAGGGUUUCAAAACUGUCUGCAUAACCGAGGUGGAAAAAAAAAAUCCUAACGACGAAACAACGUAUAGAUUCGAGAUUAACGCCGGAGAUUCAUGGAGAUUUUCGAAAACGAAGAUUACUUGCUGUACAAGUGAUCACGAUAUCAGUAUGAGAAAACCUGUUUACUUGGACGGAUCUCUUCACUGGAUACGAAACGAUGGAAGCAUCGUUGCUUUCAACCCCGAAACAGAGCAAGCACGUCUGAUUUUAACCGAAUUUCCACAAGAACUGAGAGCGUUAUUCGCCGCCGGCAACAACAGCCUAACCUUGAUAUCGGCGUUUAAGGAUGUAAUUUACGUUUAUGCCCUCGAGAAUAUCCUCACUAAUCCCAAGUGGGUCCUCGUGAGGCAGAUCAGGAACGUAGUGCUGGACCAGACAAGCCUGAUUGGUUGGAAUGUGGUAGCUUACGACGGCAAGUGUUUAGUGUUGAGGGUAGAGACUAAUAAUGGCUCUUAUAACGUCCGAAUGAUUCAUGGGUACGACUUGAGAGCUAACAAGUGGGGACUCAUGGGUUCGAUUCCAGAUUGGUGCGAUGCAAAUGGAGAGUUUUUUCAAUUUACACCGUCGUUGUCGUCUUCUGUGAUAGGACUACUUGAUCAUAAGAAGGAGAAGGAGGUGGUAUUUGAUUGUGAUGGAAAACGCAUCGCCUCUCUAAGCUCCAUUAUGGGAUUGAUAACUGAUGGAAUCUCAUCAGAAAAAAUGGAAAAGCAAGUCAGAAAAAUAUCGGUUGAAGAAGAUAAAAUGAAACCAGUAUUGUUCAGGCCAGCUUCGUUAAAUUUUUCGGACGUGGAAAGACCCAACAACAAAAGACAAAGAGUGGAGUAGACAAAUUAGUAUAAGUAUAACGUGUGAGGAGAAACAAGUGUCGUUUGGUUAACCAACAUGUGUGAUGUGUUUUAUAGUUUCUUCUCUCUCUCUUUAUGUACUACGUUUAUUAUGUGUUAUUGUGUAUGCUAGAUUUUAAUUUGAAGUUAUUAAAGUUUGCACAAAAUCUCUCAAACAUCUAAAAACUUUUCAACUUAAACUUGACAAGAAAAUGUUUAUUUUAGGGACCAACUAUUUAAAAUGUUCACAUGCACGUAUACAUUCAAAGUUUUUAACAUAUGAAUCAACAGAUUAAAUUGGAAAAAGCGUAUUUAGUCAAGUGGUUAACGGUCCACUUCUGCAAUUUUCUCCACAG